AGCCACAAUACUGUCCAUCCUGCGCGACGAACCCAAUUGUCUUUUUGAAUAAAAGCUUACUUUUACACUCUGAUUUAGUUACUGAAGAUUAAUUACGUUAAGCUAUGAGGGAAAUCGUUACCAUCCAGGUUGGGGGCUAUGCGAACUUCAUCGGUUCUCAUUUUUGGAAUUUUCAGGAUGAAUUGCUUGGUUUGGCUGAUACUUCUGAGACUAAUCCAGCAUUCAAGAAUCAUGGUCUUAAUAUGGAUGUUCUCUAUCGAACUGGUGAAACACAGCAGGGCAUUUUAACAUACACCCCUCGCCUGGUUUCAGUAGAUUUUCAAGGCUCACUUGGAUCGAUGAGUUCACGUGGAACCUUAUACAACGAGGCUCCUUCUAGACCAAUGGAUGUUGUCUCAUGGAGUGGAAAAGUUACAACUCAGGCUUCCGCGCCUCUAAAGAAAAACCUGUUCCUUCAGAGUUUAUAUCAAGAAGAGCAGGAAAAGAUGGAUACAGUGAACGGAUUUGACUCAGGGAAGAAUGAAUCUCAGAAUGAAAUCCAGGACAAGGACAUUGUUGAAUGUCUAGAAAAUGGUGUUCAAUAUUGGACAGACUUUUCGAAAGUUCACUAUCAUCCACAGAGCUUAUAUGAACUAAAUGGGCUGUGGAUGGAUGGUGAAGGGUUUGACAACUAUGGAAUUGGAAGGGAUGCAUUUGUUGGGGCCCGACAUGGAGAAGAAAUAAAUGACAGGCUUCGUUUUUUCAUUGAAGAGUGUGACCAUAUUCAGGGAAUCCAAUUUGUUGUUGAUGACUCUGGAGGGUUUUCUGGUGUAGCUGCAGAGUUUCUGGAGAACAUUGCAGAUGAUUACGCCAACAUCCCUGUAUUACUAUAUUCAGCCCGCAAUCCUCGCUUGCACAUGACCACCAAAAGUCAGAAGCAGUCAAUCUCUAGUAGUCUUCAUGAUGCAAUUUCAUUUUCAAGAUUAUCAACCUUCUGUAAACUGAUCGUCCCUGUUGGACUACCCUCCCUGAGUAAAAGUAAAGCUUCCAGGUAUCUUUGCAUAGACGAUGAGAAGCCUUACCAUUCCAGUGCAGUUUAUGCCUCUGGCAUGCACUCCAUCAGCCUCCCUUUUCGAAUGGAACCUAUUGGGCCCACUACAGAUCUGACCUGUGCGUCUGGUGCACUGGAUAUGAACGAGGUCAUACAUAUGUUAGCUGGACAAGCAAGACAGAAUAUGGUCACUAUUUUGGAUGUCGCUAUGCCAGCACCUUCUUUGAUUGGGAACCAACUUGAGCAAUCCUUGCUUGAAAAUUUGGAACCUUUGACGCCUGAGAUAGCUGAAAAUGUUGAGGACUUGCAAGCAGUGGAGGCCAUGUCAGUUCAUGGAGUACUUGGGGCAGGAGUGCACGAAGCCACAGUUUCUGAGGUGAAAAGUGCUGUUCAGAAUGCUUAUGAAAAGGCACUGCAAAGACCCAGAUUCUCACAGUUGUCUGUGUCUCGAUGCCCUCUUCCCAUUCCUCUGCCUUUUCCCUCAAUCUUUGGAAACCUUGUUGGUCAACAUGGCGAGCUGUUGGGAACCCCAAUUUUAGGUUCUCCAUCAAGGGGAUCCCUUGAUGUCCAUUCCAUUCCCAUGGCAGCAAGAUUACGUUCCAGCAGCGCUAUUUUGCCAUUUCUGGAAAGUAGAUUGCACAAUCUUCAAAGGUUUGGUAUUCAGCGAGGAGCGCUCGGAGCCGGACUUCUUAGAAGUUGGGGUUUUGGCAAGGAGGAAUUGGUAGAUGCUGGAGAGGCACUGUCUAAUAUGGUCAGGACUUUGAGUCCCUAUUCUGAAGAAUCAUCCGAGUCAGAUUAAGUGGCUUAGGAUUUUCAGGCCCUUUGUGAAUGUUUCUCUAGUUUGUGAAGUUAAAUAGAUUUUCUUCACUGCUUUCACAAUUUGAACUUGUUUUAAGUUCAUUGCCCAAAAGGAGGAAGCAAAAAAAAAAAAAAAAGGGAUUUCUAGGUUACCGCUUGUUUUAUGAAAUCUUGAGUUGAUCAUUAGCCAAAUCUUUAGCAGACUAGGAAAAACAGUAGCCUCAAGUAUCAACUGGCGUGAAGUGGUAUUGACUGUUUAACCUUUGAGGUGGUUGAACCAAUGCAGAAAUUAGGUUUCCAUGUGCUUACUUUCGUGAACAA
Coffea eugenioides is the source of this 2149-nucleotide messenger RNA. Its product is annotated as protein misato homolog 1. The transcript has 9 exons. The coding region runs from base 105 to 1829 and encodes 574 amino acids. The record is from RefSeq and is a predicted model, not a curated record. Gene Ontology annotation, cellular component: cytoplasm. Lineage: Eukaryota; Viridiplantae; Streptophyta; Magnoliopsida; Gentianales; Rubiaceae.